GGGUCUGCUGCUGCUGCUGCUGCUGCUGUCAACGGGAACGCAGCAGCAGCAGCAGCCAAAGAGCCGGCCCAGGAGGCCCCCGGGGGGCCUCCAGGGGGCCCCCAGGGGGGCCCCCAAGGGGGGGGCCCCGCAGGGGCCCCCGCGUUUGUGGAUCAAAUAAGCCGGUUCAACAUCGGAGAAGACUGUCCCGUGUUUGAAGGGCUUUGGGAAUAUUGCAAAACCUACAGUGGAGGCAGCAUUGAAGGCGCGAGAAGAGUUGUGAGGGGAGAGUUCCAGUGCGCCAUCAACUGGGCGGGGGGCCUGCACCACGGGAAGAAGCACGAGGCGAGCGGGUUCUGUUACGUAAAUGACUGCGUGUUGGCGGCUCUGGAGUUUCUGCGGUUUAAACACCGAGUCCUUUACGUCGACGUGGACAUACACCACGGAGACGGCGUCGAGGAGGCCUUCUACACUUCCCCCCGCGUGCUGUGCUGCUCGUUCCACAAGUACGGGCACUUCUUUCCGGGCACUGGGGCGUUGGAAGACAUCGGCUUGGAAGAGGGUUUGGGCUACAGCGUCAACGUGCCCCUCCACGAGGGCAUCGACGACCAAAUGUACUCUUCCCUCUUCCAAAGGGUCAGAACAGCAGCAGCAGCAGCAGCAGCAGCAGCAGAAACAGCAGCAGCAGCAGCAGCGGCGGAAACAGCAGCAGCAGCAGACACAGCAGCAGGAGCAGCAGCAGAAACCACAGCAGGAGCAGCAGCAGAAACCGCAGCAGGAGCAGCACUAGCAGUAGCAACAGUAGCAGCAGGAGCAGCAGCAGAAACGGUAGCAGCAGCAGCAGCAGCAGUUGUUCGGUGUGCGCAGGUGAUGGACCAAAUAAUGGAAGUGUACCGGCCCGAGGCUGUAGUGUUUCAGUGCGGGGCGGAUUCUGUUGCUGGCGACCGCCUGGGCUGCUUCAACUUGUCGCUCGAGGGCCACAGCGAAGCCGUGCGUUACUUCUGCCGGCGGGAAGUGCCCGCGAUCUUCCUGGGCGGCGGCGGCUACACUUUGGGGAACGUCCCCAGGUGCUGGGCCAAGGAGACUGCAUGCAUCCUCGGCCUCCAACUCAGCCCCAAAAUCCCGGAGAGCUGCGUCUACCGAGGGUACUACGGCCCGAACUACGAGCUGAAGAUCCGGACGACAAACAUGGAGAACCGCAACGACGAGAAGUACAUCGACUCCAUUGUGCAGAAGAUCAGCACGACUUUGCGACAACAUGUUUACCCCAUUGGGGGGCAGAUUUCCGCCAAUUUCACUGAUGAAGAACGACCUACGGGAGUCGUCUUGGAGAGCAGCCUAGAAAACGAGGACAAGCACGGGGACAAAGAAGUGAACACGGAGCAUUUCUGCAAAGUUGCGAACCCUGGCUGUGCAUGA
Eimeria tenella is the source of this 1398-nucleotide messenger RNA. Its product is annotated as histone deacetylase, putative. The transcript is spliced from 8 exons. Gene Ontology annotation, molecular function: histone deacetylase activity. NCBI's taxonomy places the organism in Eukaryota, Apicomplexa, Conoidasida, Eucoccidiorida, Eimeriidae. The annotation marks the transcript as partial. The record is from RefSeq and is a predicted model, not a curated record.